AUAAAAGACGGCGACAACUGACGACAACUUUUAGUCUGCCUAGUGUAGCAUACAAUUUCGGAGAGUUCUGCUGCAGGCCGUUCCGUUCUAGUCCUUUAAUCCGUUGAUAUCCCAGUCCAGAGAGGUUUCAGGUUCGAGUGUGUGUUGUGGCGAUGAAAGUGAAGUGAAUGGAUGAGAAGAUUCGAGGCAUUGGUUCGAUUAGAAUUUUUAAAGCAAGAGAGUAAUAGUGUAGAAAACAGUGAUAUAUAUGGUCAACAAAACAGACCAUUGCGGCAAAGUUCAGUGGAAUAAGAGCACCAGUCGCCGUCGCCACCAGCAGCACCGCCGCCUCCAUCGUUGCCGUCGUCGUGAGCAAGAUCAGCAGGAACUUCUGAUCGACAGGUCUAAAGCAAUCGUUGGCUGGUCCAUCUCCGUAUUUGCCAGUGAUCAUCUUAGCAGUUGUGGUCGGAGGUACUCCAGUUUAUAACGGCUGCAUUAGCUGAACGGCCGACGACAACGACUCAGCGCGAUCAUCGUUCGGCUAUUCGUCCUUCCCGCAGUCCGAACGUCCUUUUUCUUCUAUUUUCUGUUUUUCUUACGAGUAAUCUUCUGCUCGGCUCUUAUCUUUCCGCAAGGGUGUUUUGCUCCCAUCUAAUUCCAUUGCCUAAUUGAAUUUAAACCUCCUCUCCAUCACCCGCAAAGAGCUGCUGAAACACACAAACAAACGUGAACAGAAGGCGCGCGGGUGUCAUUGCGGUGUGCCGGCCAAUCGUUGUGAAAAAAGGAAAAGCAGUAAUCAAAUUAUUCAGUUGGUAUCGAUCGUUGUUACGUGCGCCAGGCAAAGUGAUAUAUAUAUAUAUACGUACGCACGGAACAAUCGCGCACCAUACGUGAGACUGGUGUGCGUGUGUAUGCGGGUGCGUGCGUGUGAAUGUGUGUAGCAACAAUUCCCAGUUAGACGACCCAGGAUCACUAGUCAGCGAAAAUCACGGAAGUGUGACCUCUGUACGCUGAUCUCAUCACAAGCAUCCAACCAUGGAGUGCUGCCUGUCCGAGGAGGCCAAAGAACAGAAGCGAAUCAAUCAGGAGAUUGAAAGGCAGCUGCGACGAGACAAACGGGAUGCCAGGCGAGAGCUGAAGCUACUGCUGCUAGGUACUGGUGAAUCGGGUAAAUCGACAUUCAUCAAACAGAUGCGUAUUAUCCACGGUAGCGGUUACUCGGACGAAGACAAACGUGGCUUUAUUAAACUAGUGUACCAAAACAUUUUUAUGGCAAUGCAAUCGAUGAUCCGAGCGAUGGACCUUCUGAAAAUACAGUACAGUGUUCCAGCGAAUUCGGAACAUGCGGAGCUGAUACGAAGUGUAGAUUUUGAAACGGUGACCACAUUUGAACCACCAUACGUUCAAGCAAUCAAGGAUCUAUGGGCAGACGGUGGCAUCCAGGAAUGCUACGAUAGGAGGAGAGAGUAUCAGCUAACAGAUUCAGCCAAAUAUUACCUUAUGGAAAUUGACCGUGUGGCAGCGACCAACUAUCUUCCGACGGAGCAAGACAUUCUGAGAGUGCGUGUGCCCACAACGGGUAUUAUUGAGUAUCCUUUCGAUCUGGAGGAAAUUCGGUUUAGAAUGGUUGACGUGGGCGGACAAAGAUCUGAAAGAAGGAAAUGGAUUCACUGUUUCGAAAAUGUGACAUCAAUUAUCUUCUUGGUGGCGCUGUCGGAGUAUGAUCAGAUUCUGUUCGAAUCGGAAAACGAGAACCGUAUGGAGGAAUCGAAAGCUUUAUUUAAAACUAUCAUCACGUAUCCAUGGUUCCAGCACUCGUCAGUAAUUCUGUUCUUGAACAAAAAGGACUUGCUGGAGGAGAAGAUCAUGUAUUCGCAUUUGGUAGAUUACUUCCCCGAGUAUGACGGGCCCAAACAAGACGAUGUCAAAGCGCGUGAAUAUGUCCUGAAAUUGUACCUGCGGGAGAACCCGGAUCCGGAUAGAAUGUGCUAUUCACAUUUCACUUGUGCCACAGACACGGAAAAUAUUAAACUUGUGUUUUGCGCGGUCAAGGAUACAAUUAUGCAAACUGCUCUGAAGGAGUUUAACUUAGCAUAAAUCUUGUUCAUUUAUGUUCAUUUUCGUCGGUUAAGACGUCCACAAUUUACUACUUGCCAGGCUCAUAGACAAUUAUAAUUUGUUUUUCUUUAUACAUAUUUCCGCGAAAUAAAGCAUAUAUGGGUUAAUGUUAAAAAGUAUGAGUGUUUGCAAUGUAUUUUUUGUAUUUUAAACGACUGAUUCAAAAUUCGAGCAAUUUUUUCCAGGCACAGUUGUGUAAUAACAUUCAGAAUAGUUUUUUAAUUGGAAUGGAGAGUCGUGCUCAUUACUGAAGCACUUGAAGCUUCUAUCUGUUUUUCUAUUUCUAAUAAAAAUCUGUAAUGCUCAAGUACUGGAAUAUUCAUUUGAUUUCCAAUAGUUUAACGCAACGGUAUUAGUAUUAAUAGCUUUCUUGGUAGUUCUAAGUUUAAACUUCCGCCUUUUCAACAACCAUCGCGUUGGCGCUUGCUUACAUUACACAUAUGCGGGUUAUUGUGAGGCAUGUAAACUGCUGAUAUCUUGUACCCCUUGUUGAGGUUUGAUUUUUUUUAUGAGUAACUGCCCCAAAAAGCAUAUGAUUGCUAACAAAAGCGGAUUGUCAUCGGAAGUGAACUCGUAUUUGCGUACUUCAUGAAAUUAGGUAUCGUAUGUCUAUAAAAAAAACGUAUAGUAUUCAACUAGAACAGUGGUCAACUGGGAGCCGCAAAGUGUGACCAGUGGACCGCAUAAUCAGUCGGCGUUACGAAGCUAGCUUGAAACACCAGAGCAUCGGUGCUAUAGACAUCCAACAGCAGAAUAUUGCAAUAAGCAAAGCGUCAUCUGAAGAAGCACUAGACAUGAAAAAAAACAAUGAACCACAAAGAUAAUCGGGGAAACUCUCAUCCAGCCGCUCAUUUGAGCCGGUUCGUCAGAACGAGCGUAUGAUCCGAAGAUCUUUACAAAUGAACAGCGGUUCAAAAAAAACCGCUUUCCAAAAGAGUCUCGCCUCAAAAAAGAGCCGCUUUUGGAAAGAGUCUCGGCUAAAAAAAAAGCCGCGGUUCAAAAGAGUCUCGGCUCAAAAAGAGCCGCGGUUCAAAAAAGAGCCGAAUCGUUCAAUGAACGAGCGGCUCAGCGCGGCUGAAAUGAACCGUUUUGCCCACCUCUACCUUGUAUACACAUGUACUCUGGCGAAUGAGCACGCUCCGAAAAACAGAUCAAAUGUUUUGUUGUCAGCACUGUUAUUGCAACAAGUUUUGCGCCGUGUUUUACGCCGUAUUUCUAUACCUUUUCUACACCGCGCUUGAAUCUGGUUUGCUUUCCCUGUUGAGUUAUUUUUGUCACACAAGCACAUAUGGAGGCGCGCUGUUGUUUUCAUGCUUUGCUUAGAACGAGCGAAGACAAAGCAAGCGCUAGAAUUUGAUGUGUGUGUGUGUGUGUGUGUAUGUGUGUGUGUGUGUGCGUAUAAAAUAGCCCAGCACAAAAGUGAGAAGCGAUGUUUAGUAUCUGAAUUCUAUGCUGUGUUCAUUCGGUGCUCUCUUGUUUAUGAAUUUGGUACCCUCCGUACCAAGAGAGAAUACGUGUGUGUUAUGAACACGCGCUGAUGAAAAUUGAACUCAAGCGCUGCGCAGCAUAUGUUUUCUGAAGACUGCUCUCAUCAUAUCAUACGUGGAAAAUGAUGAUCUUAGUUCUUAGGGAUCCAAGUUCAAUUGAAAUGCAGCAAGUCUCCUCAAACAAUACCGUGGAGGAACGACCCCCCGAUUCUCCGAAUUCCCCAACGAUAAAUACGAAACAUUACAGGAAUUAAGUAAUCCGCUUUAUUUACGAUUCAACUCGACGAAUCUACGGAUGUCGGGUGUUCUGCACCACUGUUGUUAUUUGAGAAGUGCGUUUACUCUGGCACUAUGAAGCCUAAGUUAUCUAGGCUAGAGACAAAAUAUGUUUUGAGUCGUAUGGUUUGCUUUGUAUAGAAUUGUUUUAGUUUGUAUCGAUGGCAUUCUAGUAAUAUUUGAUAACAAACCAGAAUUUCAGGAAAAGAGUUUGAAGCACACCCCAAAGAAUUCCUUUUUCCUGACUUGACGAUAUGCCCUUUCUGGCAGAACCAUACCAAAAACGUUUCUGAAAAUACUCUGGAAAAUCUGGAAUUCAGAAUAUUUCUUUAUUUAAGGAGCUGUGGCUAUAAUCGAAUCUCGAUAACACGUUUUCUCUUUUCUACACUACCUUGCGCUGAUUAAUUAUUCGUGGCAAAGAUUAGAGGCUGGUACCGAAAGGUCGGCUCUGGAUUUUUUUGCCACGUUUCAGGGUAUGACUGAGUUAUGACGAUGGAACAAAUGAAUUAGAUAAACAUUUUGUGCGGUAUCUCCCCGAAUUGAGACAAGAAAAUACUGCUUUAGUCCGCAACCCGUUUACUUUCUUUUGGAUUAGAUUAGUUCUCUCGAUGAAAUACUGGAUGAUUUUCAGGACAUGAGAAAUAAUUCAUGGUUCGUGAUUUGUUUGGUCUAAAUCGGGGGUUCUCGAACUAUUUUGGACAAGAGAUCCCUUUUCCAGAAUGAAGUCAUACCUCAGACCCCUAUUGCCAAAUUUCUUUAGUUUUUUUUCUAACUGAAUAAUUAUCAAUUUAAAAACAUUGCAGUUAGUUAAAUGAGUUGUGAUAUAAUCAGAACCUAUGAAAACCUUGGUUGUACUUCAGCUUGAGCUCCUCAUCUGUGCUGAUGACAAUCAAUUUUCUUAUUAUCACUUUGGCUCAUUUCAUGGUUGUGAUAUAUUACGGAUUUAUUAUCCAUUGAGGAAUUUGAAAAUUUUGAGAUCCUAAAACAUCUUAGUAAAAUCCUUGUUUAUGGCAUAAAGUUAUUUUUGACUGAUCAGUAAACGCUGAUAUAGUAUCCAGUCAGAGUGGACCAAGUGCAUACGACCAUGGUGAUUAGAGAGCGAAUAUUGAACUUCUCCACAUCAGAAGAUUCUUCCAUUUGUCCUUCAGUUAACACGGGAAAGUAACUCAUAUUAAAGCACUUUUCAGACAAUUCAUAGCAAUAGAAAUUGUAAUUACCAAACAUUUCAUGGUCGAUUUUAAAUCCAACCGUGGUCUUUCAUUGACUGCAGGUACUCUUUUCCAAAAUAUCGUGAACCCGUUUGCCGUUGAAUUAUACUUUUUUAGAAAGUCAUGAAUUGUACUUGAAAGUACAUACUAAUCGAUAAUUUUUGGUAAGCAAAAUACUGUUUUAAGCCAUUAAAUCGGUUUGUUUUAUUUUAUCAGAAUGGACCAAGUACACAUAGUCAGUCGUAAAACCCCCUUGAUUGACCUUAAAGAGGUUCUUUUUUGUCAUAAUACCUUUAACGACCUUGCUGAAGAGUAACUAAAAUCUAUAGAAAAAUAAUUGGGGGAAAUAAUUGGAAGCUACCAAAGCUACACAGCAAUAACAUAUCUUGGGUGUUCCGGAUAAGAAGCGUACGCGCUUACGUGUCUGUUAGCAUAACUGUGUGAGGCAACGUGCCGCGCUUUACUUUUAUUGUAUCAACUAUUUUCUAUGUACAAGAGUUUCGGCUAUAAUUAUUUUAGGUGUGGUCAGACGCAAUCUAGGAGACAGAGAAAGAUAGCUUCUUCGAGCUGCAAAAAGUAAAUAGGAAAAGGAAGUGAAAAUACACAUGUUGUCGAUACGCAACAUGUGUUUAACAUUUGUUACCACUAGCCAAGCAAACGGCAAAGCGGAAAGAAAACUAACGCACGACUCCACGCGGUGCACUUCGGGUAAUGCAAACAUAAAUAAUAAAUAGACUCUUGCUCCAGUAAGAGGCUUCGGCAUUGUAUGACACUUUAUGGUCGCAUUGCUCGGCACCCUCGUGGGAGUUUUAUUGCCUUAGGGGCCCUGACCAGUCUUCAGAAAACAAACGCAGCGCUGCGCUUGAGAUUAAUUUUCAUCAGCGCGCGCUCAAAGAAGACUCGUAUUCUCUCUUGGUGCGAAGGAACAAAAUUCAUAACCACGACAGCGCAAAAUGUACCCGGCGCAGAACUCAGAUACUAAACAUUUCUUCUCACUUGUGUGAUACGCGUCUCAUUCUAUACACACACACACACAUAUACACAUCCGAUUCUAGCGCCCGCUUUGUCUUCGUUCGUUCUAAGCGAAGCAUAGAACUAACAGCGCGCCCCAUUUGAACCGUAUACGCUUGUGUGAAGAAAAAUACCUCAACAGAGAGAGCAAUCCAGAUUCAAGCGCGCAGUAUAGAAAUAUGGUGCAAUCACGGCGCAAAUUUCAGCGUAAAACUCAGCUUAAAACUGGGCGUAAGAACGGCGCUGACAACCAAACAUUUCAUCUGUGUUUCGGAGCGUGCUCAUUCGCCAGAGCGCAUAUGUGCACAAGGAGCGGGAGCUCAAUUGGGUACAAAAAUCUUGUUGCGCAUCAGCACCGAGUUGCAUUCUGAAGACUAGCCCUGACUAUUAGCGAGAUGUGUGGCAUCUCAAGUAAUCAUAUUACACAGCUGCAAACUUUGAGUUCGAUUUACUCGAAAUCAAAUUUAUGUAAUAUAUUAUUUAUGUUAUUUAUGCGGUCUGAUUGAACAUCGAUCGUAUGAUAAUAUAACUUGGUCUUGACGCUUUUGUGAUAAUUUUGACAAAUGUGAAAACUGUGAAUAUUCUUUUCUGGUUAAAUUUUGUUUUUAAUGUUUUGUCAGUUACUGUUCCUGAAAUAAUUAAAAAAAUUGUUACGCCCAUGCACAUGUAUAACCAAGCAUUUAAUAAACAUUAUUCCGUUUGAAUGAUAUUUUUAACUCUUCUUCAAAUCAAAUCCAAGACAAGAUACAAACUUGACGAUAUGGAAUUUGCAUUGUAGCCAACGCAUCCUCGUAUUACGAUAUUAAGAACUAUAUGCGACGAUCUUUCAACAUUCGUGAUUGUUUUUCUCUUUCCUCGAAUAAUAAUGUUGAUUAUUCCAUAAUCAUCUUAAAUAACUCCAAUAAUAAUCUUCCUGGGCGGUUGUAGAGUAUUUGGACGCUCUUCAGGGCCUCUAUCCACAUCGAAUCACACUGAAAACUGCUGAUUGGUCAAUUUGUUUGCGGAUUAUUGAUAAAUAAUUGACCGCGCUCUGAAAUGUCAACACAUUUCUGAAAAUAUUUAUCGAAUGAAGAUAUAAUGAAAAAUAGUAUGAUACGUGUGUGUGUGGCCCGAACUGAUAACGCUUUGACAUACUCUCCACGUGGUUCCGGAAGUGUUGGAGGUAUAGCUCGUCCCAAGCCUUCUUCAACACAGCAAAAUGGUUUUUCUUGUUCGUAACGUCAGUUUUGUCCACCUUGUUGUCCGAAAUUGUCCAUAAAUUCUCAAUAGAAUUCAAGUAGGAGCUUUGGGUGGCCAAACCAUUGAUUUGAUCCGGACCGAUCGGAAGAACGCUGCUGUUUUCUUCGCAGUAUGCUUCUGGUUCUUAUCUUGCUGGAAGGUCUAGUCCUACUUUAAGCAUGGAUUCUUCAAUGUCGUUGUAAUCAUCGGCAGUUAUAAUACCGUUGACCUGCGCUAGGUUUCCCACCCCAGCCCACGAGAAACAGCCCCACACAAUGAUGCUACCACCACCGUGCUUCAUAGCUGGUUGUAGAUGCCGGUCCUGGAGACCCUCGUCGCUCUUCCACCACACUAGGAGUCGCUCGACAGCUCGAACUUAGACUCGUCCGAGCAAAUAACGCGCUUCCAGAACUCCAGCGGCUUGUUGCUAUGGUCCUUCCCAAACUGAAGUCGUCCAUUGUUAGCGUUGUUGAUCAUCGAUCGCUUCUUAGUGAAGUAGCUUUUCAGAUCCAUAAAGCGUCUCCGAAUGGUGCGAUAAGAAAGGUCCAGAUCCAACUUUUCUUUGAUCGCCCGAAUAUUCGUUCGUGGGUUUUUCUUUACAUUCCGGACGGUUAACGUGUCCGUUCUUGCAUCAGUUUAACAUUUCGAUUCUCUUCCCAGUCAAUCGGCCACGCUUCCAUGUAUUUGAUGCUUCCGAAUGACCAGCUGGACCGCACCCCGGCUUGCCUCAUAUUUCCCACCAGUGUUUCGUUGAGACUUCUUACGCUUAUUUCGGACCUGUGUUGAGAUAUACUUUCCAUCCAUUUUCCGGAAGCUUCCUCAGCGUUAAAAUCACGUCACUACUCACGAAGAGUUCAAUGAACAGCUACAAAAAUUAUUUUUGUGUCAGGAGGACCAUCGUGAUACUGCUGUUUUCCGUCUCGAGUACCACCAGGACUGGGCAAAAACGCAUAUAGCGCCAUCAAUUUGCUUAGAGGAGCUGUUUCCGGGUUUUUGUGGUUUCUCUUGGAGACUGGCAAUACCCACUGCUCAUCCCACCACACCGUAGACCGUAGAACCGAUUCAAGCCGGAAAAACGAUGUCUGACGAUAGAAUUUCUGACCUGAACAGGAGUUGAACCCGAAGCCCCCAUCUUGGCAAGCGCAACGCUUACUACUAGGCCAUGGGUAUCACCUAAGUCGAAAUCCUAUUUUCAUUAAUUUUGCGGCCACAAUUGCUGAGUCAUGAGCGGCCAUUCUUAACUUGUCAGAUUUUAAAAAUUAUACUUUCCAAAGUACAAAUCACAAUUAGGGUUGUGUUAUGUUAAUGUUAUAGGAACCUGUGUAACAUCGCACUAAAAUUCUUAAAAAUCUCUCUUGGCUAUCGAUAUACCGCCUGGUUAUGUGGUUCCGUUUCCGCUUCAGGUAGUAAUGUUUUGCAACAAAUUCAUCACGCUAUCCUUAUCGUCUAAUCUCCUGUCGCUAAUUUGAACACAAUAGCUUGCCCCAGUUCAUAUGCAGUCAAUCAACUGCCAUCGAAAUGACCAUCAGUGUUCAAAUGUUGAUGGUGUCCUAGAGUGGUCAUUGUUUUGAACGCCCUCGUGACUAUUUCUUAUACCACAUGACAACCAUUACACAUGACAUAAUUUCAUUUUUAUAGGUUUUUUUAUUCAUACUAAAAGUCUCUGCAGUGAUCUGGUUCGGUUACACAUGAUUAAUUGUCGCUGAUCUAAAUGAGCAUGCAGCCUCAACUCUUCAAUAUGUAUUAAGCGAAAAUCAGUCUUGAGUCAUGGUAAACGCGGGCUGUAUAGAAAAACCGAUGCAUAAUAACACAUUCCUUGGAAAAUGAAAUCUCUUUCAUAGCUGUUCGUUAACUAUUUUCAGUAUUAAAUUAAUAUUGAAGUUUAAUUAUUUUUUUUCUUUUUGAUUGUUAUAGCUUUUGUUUUCAAAAAGAAAAUUGUAAAUCAUUCCAUCAUCACUAUCAUGUUUGUCGACGAAUAGUACUUUUAAACAUUUUUCUUUCCUUCUCAAAACCUCACUAUUUAUCAAUACAGAUACCGAAAACAUUAGGUUUGUGUUCGCCGCCGUUAAGGAUACGAUACUGCAAUCUAAUCUAAAGGAGUACAAUUUGGUUUGAACUACAACGUCAUCUUCGUCAUGGUCGUCAUCGACGCCGUUGCCGAGGUACCGCCUCUGCUCUUUUCCUAGUACGAAUGGCAGCAGCAGCAGUAGUAGUAGUGUAAGUGGCCACAACACUAGCAUCACUAACAACAACCACCACCACCACAACAACCACGAUCAGCAUAAUCACAAUAAGGUAAACAACAAUCAUCACCCCCGUAACACAAUCCUUUGCGGAGACAAACACAAUUUUGAAAGGUACCACUGUGUGAUCUUCGUUGCCAAAAUAGUCGCAUCCUCGUCGUCGUCGUUGUCGUCAUCAACAAUAGCAAUAGCAUCGCCUAAGGGAAACGGUAUAUCGACGAACGCUAGGAAACCCGCAUUUCGUUGCUGUCGAAAUGGGUAAAACGUACUAAUACUACUGUUAGUGUGCAAGAAAAACAAACAAACAAACAAACAAUAGUAACCAUACACAGGAACAAAACGACCAUAAAGGGCAACCGGGAACGAAUCACACACAUAUACACACCACGCAUUGAAAAAACAGGAAAAUAUGGAAGCCCAUCGCGGAAAUACACUUUGAUACAUAGAACAUAUGGGGAAUAAAGUAUCAAAAAUCGAUAGAAACGAAACUAAUUGAGAGAAAGCUAGCUACGAAUGGAAUAAAUUCCAAUUUUUUUCAAUCGGAUCGCGGCACCCUUGAUUGAUCGUUUGGUUUAUUGAGAGCGAGGUAGUUAAAUUUGAGAUUAAGCCAUUACUUGCCAAUUCUGUUCAUAGCGAAAUGUAAAGCAAGCAAAAAAAACACAUUCGUUUUUUCCUCUGAACAAUAAUUCAACCGACACUGCGAAUCAGUCACUAAUGUUAGUAAGAACGAUUCCGAGAAGAAGUGGAACGGUUUUUGUAGUGGAUCUGUGGAAACAUCGAGGUAGUAGGGAGUGGUGGUUUUGUUUCAAUUUACUGACAAACUGUUGGGGAAUGAUUGAAACCGUUUUUGUUUUUAAUUUUAUGUGCAUUUCUUAACUGUUAGGAGUAUACAAGCUUAGGAUACCAAUAAGUGGCACCACUAACCAGCAGCGAAUAUAGAAGCAAGCGAUAUGGAAACACGAUAUGUAAACAGUUUGUAUAACAGAAGUGUUAGGGUUUCUUAUCUCUACUUCCAAUGCUUUUGUGAAUAAUCUCCACUCGAUUUGUAAAAUUUUAGUUGAUUGUUUUAGUCUGUACAGUCUUUUGUUUUUAUGAAUGGUUCAUAUGAUAUUUAUUUAAUUUAAUUUCUAGAUAAAACCAUUGGUUUACCUGUUUUAUUAGUAUCUUGUUUUGUUUUUUAUUUGAGUAAUAAUAAUGCUUUUUUGUCAUCUUGUACCGCUCCGAGGGAAUCGAUCGAGCGACAUCUAAAUCCAUAUGGCGAUAAAUCAGCACUUUCGUACAACUACUAGAGGUGCAUGUAAUGCGCUGACACAAAAAAACUAAACCGCACACCCACGCAUAACUAGUUACACAAA
Molecule: messenger RNA, 10895 nt
Organism: Toxorhynchites rutilus septentrionalis
Lineage: Eukaryota; Metazoa; Arthropoda; Insecta; Diptera; Culicidae
Gene: Galphaq
Product: guanine nucleotide-binding protein G(q) subunit alpha
Exons: 9
Coding region: 1015-2076 (353 amino acids)
Biological process (GO): phospholipase C-activating dopamine receptor signaling pathway; adenylate cyclase-modulating G protein-coupled receptor signaling pathway
Cellular component (GO): heterotrimeric G-protein complex
Molecular function (GO): G protein-coupled receptor binding; GTPase activity; guanyl nucleotide binding
Source: RefSeq, a predicted model, not a curated record